Lynx canadensis (Canada lynx) is the source of this 1985-nucleotide messenger RNA. It is a transcript of the gene LYRM1, whose product is annotated as LYR motif containing 1. The record is from RefSeq and is a predicted model, not a curated record. The coding region runs from base 655 to 1062 and encodes 135 amino acids. The transcript is spliced from 4 exons. Gene Ontology annotation, cellular component: mitochondrion. Lineage: Eukaryota; Metazoa; Chordata; Mammalia; Carnivora; Felidae.
GCUAGGAGACGUGCUUGUGUGACCCCUGCCUCGCGAGGGCGGCUCGGUGUCGUCGCCCCUGGCCUCGAGAACUUGCCUUGGGAAGUGGCCCGAAGGCCAGGAAGGGAAGGCCUGGUCUGAGAUGCCGAUUUGGGGCCCAUCUCAAUCUUUGCUGAAUCGCUUGGAUCCCCGAAUAUAAAUAGGAUAUUACCAGGGGCUAUUCUGGGGAGAGAGGCGUCAAGCUGGGGAAGGUUGACCCAAACGAGGGCCCGUACAAGCUACGGAGACUUUCUAGGAUACUGAGAACUAGCUUCUUACUGCCUCGAUUUACAAAUGAGAGCGAGAACGGAGGCCUUGCUCGGUGACUUCGAGUCCGGAAGAAAGUUAAAAUGUACAGUUAAAGUUAAAAUGUAAAUCAGGAAGGAAGAUAUCCGCAAGUAAGACAAUAGUACCGGAUGAAGUGGUAGAAGAUGGGGAGAGGGCCACUCUAAAAUGGGGUAGAGCUCUUCAGAGAAGGCCGGGUUUCACAGAGAUUCGAGAAAAGAAAGAAGCUAGGGAAUGGACUGUCUAGGUGGAGAAAAGAGCCAACCGACAGGGUUCUGAGGAAGGAAACGGCGAGAAAGCCAGGUUGCUGGAGCAGAAAAAACAAGGGCCAAAGUGGUCUGUGAUGGAGAAAUGGCAGGGCCUGAACAAGCACAGCAUUUUAGCCCAAGGAUGACAACAGCAACACGACAAGAAGUUCUUGGCCUCUACCGCAGAAUUUUCAGGCUUGUGAGGAAAUGGCAGGCGGCAUCAGGGCAGAUGGAAGACACCAUUAAAGAAAAACAGUACAUAUUAAAUGAAGCCAGAACGCUGUUCCAGAAAAACAAAAAUCUCACAGACACAGACCUGAUUAAACAGUGUAUAGAUGAAUGCACAGCAAGGAUUGAAAUUGGACUGCAUUACCAGAUUCCUUAUCCACGGCCAAUUCAUCUGCCUCCAAUGGGCCUUACCCCACUACGAGGCCGGGGACUUCGAAGCCAGGAAAAACUGAGGAAACUUUCCAAACCAGUAUAUCUCAAGUCUCAUGAUGAGAUUUCCUAACCCAGAAGAAAAUUUAUUUCUCAGAAUGAUGAGCCGACUAGAUCUUGAAUGUAAACCAGAUGAUGAAACCCUUCUCUUCGAUUAGGGGUAAAAAUUUAAAUAUCUUCUUAAAAACCUCUAAAAUAUUGGUAUUCAUCCCAAGAUCUGUGCUCACUCCUCCUGACACUUCAUCAGGGUCUUGUUGCCUAAAGUGGAUGACACUAACCCUAGAGGUCAUGGACCUUAUAUACCCUCACUGAAGCAUCUUUGGAAACAAGGCCAAGGCCUGUAGAAGGAAGAUAAGGAUGACAAAGAUUUUCAUGGAAAUGUCAUUUGCCAGUCAUGUCAGCUGAUAGGAAGAAAUCAGCCAGCUGCUGAAAGUCUUCGUAGCUACCAUAAAACUACACUGCCUUCAGAAUAUUUUUUGGCUUCUUUCUCCCGAAUUUUUGCUUAAAAAACAAAGGUUUGCUUAAAAGUGGGCUUCUCUGUAUAUGUUUUGCUGUCUUUUGACCAUCCCAGUUUCCAGAUAAACUACCCUUAAAAAGCGCAUCAUUGGAUUUAUCGUGGUUUUUCAUGGAAAUUUUACAUGACACCCUGCCCCUGACAUACACAUACGUAAAAGUACUUGUCUUAGGUAAAUGCGUAUGUUUACUUUAUCUUAAAGCCUGUGAUUACUUAGGAUCCACUUAGGAUUUGAAAGGCUUACUUGAAACUCAUACUGCAUUCAUUAUGAAUAUUUUAUCUUAACAUAAUUAGGAAGUACAAGGGCCAAGCUGGUUUUCAAAUUAUGUCUAAACAGCAAUGGCACAAAGAGAAAUCAAAACACAAAGGAUUUAUACUUCUGCAUGUGUGGAAUCCCAUGGCAAGUCACACACACCUUGUUAACAUUCCUUCUGACUUCCAAAGACGAUGAGCAUCACCAAUAAAAACAAAUUUUCAUCGAU